AUGGCUAUAUUCUCUCCAGACAAAAACGUCAUAGAUAAUAAUCAGAGUAUUAAUACUCAAGUAUCUGAUGAUUUUCUUCUUCUCUCUACCUUCAAGGUUUUCUACUACAAUCAUGUUCCACCACCAACGACUACUGCUCAUGAUGCUAUCCCUUAUCAAAAGAUAUGCUAUGCACUUUCAGAAAUACGAGUAUCAUUUAAUGAAGGACUAGUGUUUUCUCAGUUUUGGGGCGCAAUAGGUUUUGGGUCUGAUACAGUACUAACCACUCGAGGUCAGCCAUUUGCGUUUUCAAUGUACACAUGUGGAUUUUGGUCCUACCGUUUAGCGUGCUUAGACCACAACUCCUAUGUAAAUCAAGGAAAAGGAAAGUGCAUUGGGCUUCCUAGCCGUGUAUUCCACAAUCUUUCCCCUGAAUGGGUCCAAGAUGUGGAGGAAUACAAAGACAAAGACUAUCCUCAAAGACUAGUUGCGAUGCGUUCCAACAUUCAAGGAUCAUUUGCCAUUCCGGUGUUUGAUGGUGAUCGAUGUAUUGGUGUACUGGAGUUUGUCAUGACUAAUUGCGUAGGUAACGUUUUUUCUAAAAUGGAAGAAGUUUGCAAGGCGCUUGAGAAGGCGGGUUUGCAAUCAUCAGACCCUAAUAAAUGUAUCAACAUCAAGGAGGCAGGUUUACAAUUGUCAGACCAAAACGAAAGCAUCAACAUUGACACUUCCAAAAAAGCGUCACGCAAAAGGAAAGCAGAUGAUAUCACCCGUGAUGAUGUUACCAAACUUUUUGGACUGCCUAAGUCGUGUGCUGCAAAAAGAUAUAAAAUGUCAGACAAUACCUUUUCUACGGUUCAUAAGAGGGACGGAAUUGAUAUUUGGCCAUGUAAAGCGAACAAUACUGUCAAAUCAUCUGCCCACGUUGCUCUUAUCGAUGGGAUAGCAUCAGAGAUCAGUCCUGAUGAAGCUCGAUUGCUCAAAUGGAUCAAUUCUGAGCUCAUGAAUGAUGAUGAUAUCAUAAGGACAUUGGAGCAGGCAGAUAGUCGAGUGGACGAGUACAGGGAUUCCUUGACCUCCACAGAUCAUGAAAGUGUUGGACAUCCUGAUAUGAGUGCCAGGCCCGUUCUUUUGGAAAUGUACCGUCGAUAGGAUGAAAUAAGAGAAACCAAGCCAGCCAGGCACAGAAAACGUACAUUCACAUAUAUUUACGUAUGAAUAUCAUGAAGCUUAAUUAGCAGGAGAAAAUUAGCAAUAUAUAUACUCGUACUUAAUAUGUAAAACAUUCACAACUUGCUCUCUGGAUGAUCCACCUAUAUAUAUACAUAUAUACUAGCAUGGUACCCGCGCGUUGCGACGGAUAUAAUUGACAUCAACUAAUAGUUCUAUGGUACCCGUAAGGCCGUAAUGGCUUGAAUGUAUUUAUAUAAAAAAUUAACUUUCAUAGUCAUAGUUCUACAUCA
This is a messenger RNA of Erigeron canadensis, 1442 nucleotides long. Its product is annotated as protein NLP1-like. The transcript has 5 exons. The record is from RefSeq and is a predicted model, not a curated record. NCBI's taxonomy places the organism in Eukaryota, Viridiplantae, Streptophyta, Magnoliopsida, Asterales, Asteraceae. Bases 1 to 1131 code for a protein of 376 amino acids. Gene Ontology annotation, molecular function: DNA-binding transcription factor activity.